This is a messenger RNA of Lolium perenne, 1240 nucleotides long. RefSeq names its product transcription factor MYBS3. The record is from RefSeq and is a predicted model, not a curated record. Gene Ontology annotation, molecular function: DNA binding; zinc ion binding. Lineage: Eukaryota; Viridiplantae; Streptophyta; Magnoliopsida; Poales; Poaceae. Gene Ontology annotation, biological process: response to gibberellin; response to ethylene.
GACUUCAUUUUCCUGUGUCCUUGUACCAUCCAUCAGCGAGAGGCAAGGGAUGGCUAGGAAGUGCUCAAGUUGUGGAAACAACGGCCACAACUCCAGGACAUGCAGUGGCCAUAGAGGCAUGGAGGACAGUAGUAUCGGUGGGGAUUCAACUUGUUGUGGCUUGAGGCUGUUUGGGGUGCAGCUCCAGGUAGGUUCAUCUUCUUCUCUGAAGAAAUGCCUCAGCAUGAAGUGCUUGUCACCGGCAACCUAUUAUGGAGCUACUGCUGUGUUGAGCACAUCGCCUUCGGUGUCGCCGCCGUCUUCACUUGUCUCCAUAGAGUUGACCACCGAGCAAUUCUCUGGCGGAUACCUGUCCGAUGGCCUCAUAGCCAGAGCUCAUGAAAGGAAGAAAGGAGUUCCAUGGACAGAGGAAGAGCACCGGAUGUUCCUUGUUGGCCUUGAAAAUCUCGGGAAAGGCGACUGGCGGGGAAUUUCCCGACACUUCGUCGUGUCACGGACUCCAACGCAGGUGGCCAGCCAUGCACAGAAGUACUUCCUGAGGCAGUGUAGCCUCACGCAGAAGAAGAGGAGAUCCAGCCUCUUUGAUGCGGUGGUAGGUGCCAAGAAGUCUGCAAUAGUAAGGACAUCAGUAUUAUCUGAAGUGCAAUUGAAGGAGGCUGUUCGGCCUCCUCCAUGCCUGAAUUUAUUGAGGAAUGCAUCGACAGGUAGUGAUGGUGUUGCUUCACAGGCCCCUUGUUCCUCCCUAAGCUUGAUGGCUCAACCUCAGGUUCACCUUAAGAUGGCUGACCUCGAGCUAAAGAUGUCCACAUCCCGGUUAUCCGACCAAGCUGGCCCGUCGCCGAGCACUCCUUUUUUCGGAACAAUCAGGGUUACUUAAUCUAGGUUAUUCAGUGCGCAUGGGAAAGAAGAGCGGGUCAGGCUCUGCAGCUUUAUGUUGACACAAAGGUAUCAUAAAAUGGCUGCUGGUUAGAUUUCACAGCCUGGAGAAAGUGAAAGAUGAGAUCAUAAUAUCCAGUUUGCACUUGCAGUGGGCAUGACAAGACAUGCAAAACCAGCACUGCUGCUCCUCACAACCAUCUUUUCUCUUCUGCGAUAUAUAUCUUUCUACAUAGAUUAUCAUGGCCUUGUAGAAUAAUAGAUUUGAAAGAAAAGUGUGGCAAAUGAUUAAAUAUCCCUGUAGAUUGAUUAACUAUGUACACAUUGAGCGAACAAGAAAUUAGCUCUGGGUGUCCUUGUUAUA